Penicillium cataractarum is the source of this 1383-nucleotide messenger RNA. Its product is annotated as oxygenase MpaB family protein. The coding region runs from base 1 to 1383 and encodes 460 amino acids. The transcript is spliced from 4 exons. NCBI's taxonomy places the organism in Eukaryota, Fungi, Ascomycota, Eurotiomycetes, Eurotiales, Aspergillaceae. The record is from RefSeq and is a predicted model, not a curated record. Gene Ontology annotation, molecular function: oxidoreductase activity.
AUGGCGUUGAAGAGCCCCCGACAAGGAAAUUCCACCGAGUGCCACUACUGGGGCUACUCUUUUCACUGGACUGACCUUCAUCGGUCGGCAGAGGAGUUGCAUCCUAUGAUUCAAACAUAUGACAGUCUGGCAGAUGAAUGUGUGCAGAUCUUGAACAAGAUUCCCACUGGUGAAGACUCGGAUAAACCGUUCAAGAAAGACUUAUAUGGUUUGUUGAAGAAGCAUGCCGACGAGGAUCCUAAGCUUAAGGAGCUAUGGGAUGAGGUCAGUACGGUUCCUGAAUGGGUGGAUUGGGAGCAGAUUCAAAGAGGACAGGAUGUGUUCUUCCGAUAUGGUGUCCCCAUCCUGAACGUGCUUGGGUUUGAGAGUUUACUUGGUGGAAUGGGCGCCAUGCGAGUCGUAGAAACCCUUGCCCGAACAGGUGGUUUCGGCGCCAAAGUAGUCCGCCGACGACUCCUAGAAACACUCCAACACAUCCUCCAAGUCAACAGCUCGGCAGAGGGCAUGAAACCCGGUGGUGAAGGGAACGUCUCCUCUGUCCGCGUACGACUCCUACACGCCUCCGUUCGCCUGAGAAUCCUCAGUCUGGUAGAACAAAAGCCAGAGUACUACGACGUUACGAAGUACGGUACACCGGUCAAUGAUCUAGAUUGUAUCGGCACGAUCAACACUUUCUGCAGUUCAGUGGUCUGGCUCGGCCUACCUCGUCAGGGAAUCUACCUCAACCAGCAGGAAAUCGAAGAUUACAUCGCACUCUGGCGUCUUGUCGCUUACUAUAUGGGAACGCCGACGGAGCCAUUCGAAACCACAGCCAAAGCCCGUGCGAUGAUGGAGUCACUCUUGAUUUCGGAAAUCGAUCCCACGGAGAUUGGCAAGAUUCUGGCCAAAAAUAUCAUCAUCGGGUUGGAGAACACCGCGCCGUCUUAUGCCUCAAAGGAGUUCCUCGAGGCGAUGAGUCGGCUUCUCAAUGGUGAUCAGCUUGCCGAUGAACUUGAUAUCCCACGAUCCAGUCUGUACUACCGGGUCAUCUUGUGGGGGUACUGUUUCUGGGUGAGACUUGUAUCAACAAUCAUCCCUAGAAUCUACUUUAUGGAUCGGUUCAUGAUCAACAUGCGCCGCAAAUACUUCUACAAGAUGCUUAUGGACGAAAAACUUGGCCUCGGAGGCGAAAGCCGCUACGAGUUCAAAUACUUGCCCACACUUACACGCACAACACGCUUGGGUCAACGACGCACGACCAAAUUCGAAAGUCCCGGUCUCGAGAGUCUGGGACACCUAGGGCUUAUGACAGCCUUCGGCGCGGUGGUUACUCUCGGUGUCGCUUUGGCCUUUGCCGCAAAGCUGAUCCCAUCGGACCAGCUUCUACACGUCAUGCGUGUUUAA